Messenger RNA from Nilaparvata lugens (brown planthopper), 5312 nucleotides. It is a transcript of the gene Best1, whose product is annotated as bestrophin-4. The transcript has 11 exons. The coding region runs from base 400 to 2538 and encodes 712 amino acids. NCBI's taxonomy places the organism in Eukaryota, Metazoa, Arthropoda, Insecta, Hemiptera, Delphacidae. Gene Ontology annotation, molecular function: chloride channel activity. The record is from RefSeq and is a predicted model, not a curated record.
AGUUGCAAGUUGAAAAGCCAAGCAUCAACUUGUACUCAAUUAUUUUGUAGUUCCGCAGUUGUUUUUACAAAAUCUUAUUUGAAGGUCCCUUUUUUAUUGCAUUUAAACAACGAUGGUUCGUUUUUAAAUUUGUGAAAUGUUUUAGAAGCAUUAUUCGAGGUAUUUGUUUAGUGCAUUAGUGCAGUUUUCUGUUGAUUGUAACCGAAGUUUAUCUUAUUUGAAUUAUUAUCAUUGGAUUAUUAUGUUGGAAUCGUUAGUUGACGCUAGUGGUGCAAUGUACAGGAGGGGGGCAGUGCCGCCUUCGCUGGAUGAGGGGCGGCGACUAGAGGACUAGCGAAGUGAGCUGCCUCUGCUGCCCUCGACUAUUGCCGCCUCCGCUCUCUCCCGCCCCCAGCAACCAUGACGGUCACCUACACUGCUGAGGUGGCCACUUGCCGUGGCUUUGGCUGCUUCCUUAAGCUGCUUGUCAGAUGGAAAGGAAGUAUCUACAAACUAGUGUGGCCAGAUCUCUUUGCAUUCCUCGUGACUUACUACCUCCUCAACUUCACCUAUAGAUUUUGUUUGGAUGAGGAUCAAAAGAAGAUAUUUGAGAGUGUGUCGGAGUAUUGUGAAACGUACAGUAACCUCAUCCCAUUGUCCUUCGUGCUGGGUUUCUACAUUUCAAUAAUCAUGACAAGAUGGUGGGAUCAGUAUACGACAAUACCUUGGCCCGACCCUGUCGCCGUUUUUGUCAGCUCUCACAUCCACGGACAGGAUGAACGAGGGCGCCUUAUGAGACGAACAAUAAUGCGGUACGUUUGUCUGUGUUUAACAAUGGUGUUUUCCAUGAUCAGUCCCAGAGUGAAGAAGAGGUUCCCUACGUUAGACCAUUUCGUUGACGCAGGUCUACUUCUUGAAAACGAGAAAGUGAUAGUUGUAGAUUUGAACGAGAAAUUUCCGAGACACUCGAAGCACUGGCUGCCCAUUGUGUGGGCGGCGAGCAUUGUGACCAGAGCCAGGAAGGAGGGGAGGAUACGAGAUGACUUUGCGGUCAAGACCAUCAUCGACGAAUUGAACAAAUUUCGAGGGCAGUGUGGACUGCUUCUCAACUAUGACUCUAUCAGUGUGCCCUUAGUCUACACACAGGUGGUCACCCUUGCGACUUAUUCGUUUUUCAUCACUAGUGUAAUGGGCAGACAGUGGCUGGAUAUCACAGACCCUACUAGCAACUUGAGGAAUCAUCGGAAUCCAAUCGACUUGUACUUUCCAGUGUUCACAACUCUUCAGUUUUUCUUCUACAUGGGAUGGUUGAAGGUGGCAGAAAGUUUGAUCAACCCUUUUGGUGAAGAUGAUGAUGACUUCGAAGUUAAUUGGAUUGUCGACAGAAAUGUUCAGGUGUCGUACCUGAUAGUGGACGAAAUGCACCACGAGCACCCAGAGCUGAUCCGCGACCAGUACUGGGACGAGGUGUUGCCAACUGAGCUGCCGUACACGGUUGCGGCCGAGCCGUUCCGCGAGAAACACCCGCAGCCGUCCACGGCCAACAUUGCCGUCAGCAACGCUGAGGCCGAAUACGUGGCGCCAUCCUCGCUCAAGAUAGACGACAUCAACAUGAUGGCCGCCUGCGAUGACAACCAGAGUGGCAUCCACUUCUCGGCGGGGCCAAAGCGGAGCACAAGUCGCGUGAGCAUGUACAGUCGCAGCCGCGAGCGGACCAUGUCGGCUGGCUCGUCCAACAGCAUCAACACCAACAUAGGCAGCAUCCCUAACAGCCUGCAUCGCGUCGGCUCGGUCACCUCGGUGCUCAAGCGGCUCUUCUCAAGGGACGGCAGCGCUGGGCCUGGGGUCGCCGUUGACGGAGGACAACCAGUAACGUCGGGGGGCAAACUGCCGGUGAGUCACAGCACGGACAGCCUGCAGGGUCGGUUCCAGGGGUUGCAGGGCGGGGGGAGCAUCCGCAUCACAGACCAGGUCAUCGAGGAGGUGGACGAGCAGCAGACGAUCACCUCCAUGCGGGGGCAACCCGAGCAGAGACCCAAUGUGCGCUCCAUCUUUCCACAAACCGACAACAAUCUGUUUCCUGUUAGUAACAACCAGAUCGGGAUGACCCAGUUGACCCCGGGUCACCCCCCGUCGUCCGCACCCGUCCCGGUGCCGCCGGGCAGGCCGUCCGUCACGCACCUCUCCAGCUCCGCCCCUCCUCCCCUCACCGCCCCAGUCUCGCCCGCCCCCUCCACAGUCACCUACACCGAGGUGCUGUCAGUCAAAUCUGCACCAGGAUUCGACAACAGCUCGGGCCUCGGGUCGGGCAGUAUCGGGCCCAAUGCUGAUGCAGUCAGUAUUGGAUCGAGUACGGACACCUCUGAGGACGAGUUUUCCAAGUUGAGACAGUCGCGCCGCCGUGAGCGCAUGGAUAUCAGGUAUGCUCGCUCCAUCAGCGCUCAACAAGCCGAAGCUGGAUCGUCUCCUCCUGAGAGUGAGUCUCUGCUCGACCUAACAGCUGACUCCAGAACUGGACUCAUACCGAAAAGCAAAGUCAACGAUAGCCUUUGCUCGUGAUAGUUGUAUCUAAUUUUAUUCGAAGUUUUAAAAAUCCUGUGUCUGAAGGAUGCUUGUGAAUAAGUGUUGUAUUAGCUCUAAUUUAAGUCGAAUGCCCAUAUUAAGGUGGGUUUUAGUUUGUGUGUAUCCGCGUUCGGCUGCGUAUGCGAUUAGUCAAAAUAGCAGCUUUCAAAACAAUCGAAACUAUUUUUGUAUCAUAUUCACUCAGUUGAUAUCGUACCUCGUUCCAUUUAAUAUUACAGUCACUUUAAUACUGAAUACUAUAUCAACUGGAUGAAUAUUAUACAAAUUCCAUUCAUUGAUUUAGACUGUUGUUAUUUUGAUUAAUCGCAUACGCAGCCGAACGCGAAUAUGCGCAAACGAAAACUCACCUUUUGAUGAUCAGAUCAAAUAAUGUAACCUAUAAACUCAAGUGUUUAUAAUGAUUAAAAUUGAGUAUUAUGGCGAGGCAGCAACGAGGAUCUCUCUGCCAAUAAAAACCACAAAUAUGAAUUAAAAAAGAUCAAAUAAUAUUAUUUUAUAAAUUAUUUUCCACUAAGGUCUUUCAACAACUUCAAGUGAUUGAAGCUUGAAGCUUCAUUAAUAAAACCCUUAUAAGACUAUCAAAUAUUAUUAAUUUGGCCUAUUACUCUAUAAAAUAUAUUUUAUCAAAGAUGUCUUAUAAAAUGGAUUUAAGGGUACGAACAGAACGCGCAGGUUGAUGAUCAACUUCAAGCUUUAUCCAUAAUCCAAAAAAGUUUUGUCUCUUUUUCAAGUGGUGACUCCCGCCAACUGAUCUGAAUCACCAUAUUGUAUAUUAAUUAUUGUAAAAAGUAUAAGUUUAUCCAGUAUUUACCCUUCCAUUUUUAGAUUUUAAGAAAGUGCUAUUAGUUUAAUGUUAGCGUUAGAUUCUAUUCCUAAGUAGACUUUUAUCAAUUGAAGGUGGCUAUUAUAUUAAUAUAUUAGGCCUAUUACAAAAUAAUACUAUACAACCUACAAUUUCAAUGGCUAGUUUAUAUUUAUUUAUUUUUCUUGGAUAAGCCACAUAUGCAUUUCUGUCUUUUCUCUUACAGUUCAUCAGUGAAACAAGAAUAUAAGUUAUCAUUUUUACAGCAUGUAAAUUCAAUUCUGAUGUUGGUAGAUAUGUUUAGCGAGGUUUGUUUUAUUUACAAUGGAUUUUAGGUGUGAAUAGGUAAUAUUUCAAUUCAAUUUCAAAUUCAAUAGAUUGAAGAUGGUGGCUUCUUCAUCCAUUUCGAGCUGCGAUGUAUUAACAUUCUUUUUUGAUGUAUUUCACGCAACGUGCAGUAAAUUAUUUUGAGUGAAUAAGCAAAUUUGUUUACUUACUUACUGGAGUACUUUUGAACGGCAAGCUUUCAUUUUCAACAGUUGAAACUGUCAAUUGACUUUCAAUAAUUAACUGCACGUCCUGUAAAAUACAUCAAAAAAGAUUGUUAAUAAGUUGAAAUCUUUAUUCAGAGAUAUUGUCAAAAUUUUCCAAGAUGAAGUAUCAAUAAUAGUGUUAUGUUUUCUACUUGAGCUCAACUGAAGAUGAUGACAUGAGCUCAAAAAACCAUGGCUUUAUAUACAACAAAUUAUCUUGUUCUUACUUCAUCAAUACAUUACCUAUUACCUAUCAAUGUUUCCACCCUAAAAUUAUUUUCUUGUGAUGAAAAAUAUGAUUUCCUAGCAGUGUUACAAACUAAUGUGUUGUCCUACUUUAGUUACUAAAUGUGAAUUAGUUUUACUUAUUGUUAUUAUUUAUAAUUCCUUAAUAAAUGCCUAAUGUUUAAGGAUCAUUUUUAUUUCAAUAAUCACAUAAGUUAUUGAAAAUCUUCCUGUUUUAAUUGAUAUUGUCAAAUGCCUGGUGCCUAGAGUAAAAUAAUAACUGUAAAAUGGCAUGAAUAACUUGAAAAUAAUAUAUUUGAUAUGUUAAUAACCGUAUGCUUUUUAAAUCUGAUAUUGAAGCCAUAGUUAGUAGCAUAUUAUCUCUCAUAAAACUUCUCAAUAAAACACUAUUUGACGAAAUUGUGAUAUUAUUCUUAUUUAGAAAUGAUAUUCUCAAAGAAUAAAUUGUGCAUCUACUUAUGAUUUAAGUGAUAAUAAUUUUAAGUAUUUCAGAAAUUUUAUUUAUUCAUAUACCGAAAUAUAGUUUGUCUUUGUAAUAUUGAUUAUUGACGAUGUCUUGAGAGUGAAUAACAACGUUUUUGUAUAUGCUUCAUUUGGCUAUUCAUUAUUCCAAUGUGUACAGCAUUUUAAAAUAGACUUUUGAUGAAUCACUAGCUGAAUGGUAUCUACCAAAUACCUGAGAGUUACUAGGUAACAAACAAUCAUUGAUGUGUUUCAUAUUUAUGAUUUGUAAUUCAAUACUUUUAUUAUUUAAGCGUUAUUAUUCUGCACUUCACGAUAAUUGCUAGUAAUUUGUCUUAAUCUGUAUCCUAUUAUGAUUUAUGAAAAAAUUUCAUCAUGCAUUUGACACAUGAUUUAUUUGAAUAGAAAACUGGAAUUUUUUAUAAAACUUAAUCUGUAUUCGUAUUCUUAGCAUUAGUAACUGUGAUUUCUGUUGAUACUGAAUACUUUUCAAGUGAAUCAUUCAUUACAAACUUUGUCAAAAAAUAAAAAGUUUCUCAACAAAGUAAUAAUUGAUUGUAUAAUAUUUUCAAUCUCGAUGUUUUUUUCCAAUUUUAAAAGAACAAUGUUAUCAUUACUCUUUACAAAAAAUGGAUUCUAAGCUCUCAUUGAAUUUGUAAUAUUUUGCUACUGUGGCUGCUUGGAAUGAAAUUCUAUUCUUGAUAAAA